AAUCAAUGAUGAGGUUAAAAUGUGAAGAUUAGUGGGCUGAGCCGCCACUGUGUCCAGAUCCCAACAAUUCCUCUGCUCUGUCUUCUAUUUCCAGAUGACCGUGCCGGCGGCUUCUGGAAGCUUCUACGGAGAGACGGCGGGAGGAGAAGGAGGACGAGGACAUGGAGCCGCUUUUCGGAGGAGAAACUCAGGAGGCUGAGGUGAGGAAGAUGGUGUUUUAUUCCAGGAAGGAUCAGUAAAGUUUGACUGAGACAAACUGGACUCAUUCAGGAGGCUUUAUGACGAGCUAGCUGGCUAACGGACGGAAAUAAGCGUUAGCUCCGUUAGCUAGGUUAGCAUCCGUUAGCUAACGUCUCUUCAGUCAGACUGCGGCCACAGCGGCUGUUUGUGCUGCUGACAGCUGGAUUUUAGGACACAAACAGAGUCAACACGUGUGAGAGUCAUUCUAGCUGCUAGCUAACCGAGCUACUGUCUACUUAGUCAGCUUGACCUAGUUAGCUGUUAGUUAGCAGGUUUACAGCCAGGAAGACUCAGGACAAACUUUGUGCUGCUGAAUCACAGUGACAGUUGAUUUUAUUGACCCUGAUUAAAAUCCAUGUAAAGUAAAUGGUUCAAACCAUAUUCAGCUGGAAGGUAAGAAGUUAGACUUUACUCUGACACCAUUCAGUUAAUAGCAAACAUUCCACAAUUUAACAUAUUAGUAGUUUUGCUACUAUUAUUCAGCCAGUAUGUUUUGUUGAUUUGAUUUUUAAUUCUUUUUCAUAAUAUUUACUUUAAUCUGAUAAAUUUAUAUUUUACACACGACUGUAAAAUCUUAGCCUUAGUACUUAAACUUGUUUAGUAAAUCCACAUGUGUGAUUUAUUAAUUCCUUUAAUCUGUAACCAGUGAGUGGACUUGAAUAUUAGUAAUAAAGAGUGGCACAGUGACAUGAAGCUGGUUGUCUGCUAACUAAACUCAGUGGUCUAAUUAGCUUCAUGCAGCUGUUAGCGAGGGCUGAACCAUGUGAAAAAUAAUAUGACAGUGAGAUUUUUGUGUCCAUCAAAUAGUGAAUAUUUCCUGUGAAUGAAUGUGCUGCUUUUCUGCUGAUUUGACGUCUCCACAGCAGUAAACAGCAUCAGUUUGGAUCAAUCAUCUCUAAUGUGUGUAGAUGAACAGUGUGUGCAGUCAGUUUGCUGUGUGACAGGACUGUAUAUAUGUAGAUGUGUGUAGACUGAUAAUGAGGCUGGGAUCGCUCCAGGCUGGACACACAAUCAUUUGGUGUGAGUGUUUCUCAGCAGAGACCAGUUUGUGACAAGAUACACAAUAGUUGUGUAGAUGUGAGACUGUGUGUGAGCUUGAAUGUUGUGAGUGAACAUGUGAGCGGUUGAGUUGAGGAUGUUAAAGUGUGUUUUGUUGUGAGCAGCUGAGAGGUGAAGAAGAGGAGCUCCAGUCCCAGAUGCCUCCUGAGGAUGUUGUGAGUGUGUCUCAGUGGAUGUGUGUGUUGUUGAGGACAGUGAGGACAGUUCCCCUGUUCUACCACAGUGAUGGACAUGACUGGACAGCUGGCUGCAUGGAGACAAAGAGGCUGCAGGAAGCAGGUUAGUUUGGAGCUCUCACCCUGAAUCAGUGUCUCCUGAAGCUGGACCUCAGUGUGCUUGUGUCGUUUGUCUGGGUUUUUUGUUUUGUUUCUCGCAUUUUUGUUGUUUUUUCUCUCGUUUUUGUCAUUUUGUGUCUCAUUUUUGUAAUAUUCUGUCUUGUUUUUGUUGGUUUUUUGUUUUUUUUAUCUGACUCUUUUUUGUUGCUUUGUUUCUUGCUUUUGCCAUUUUGUGUUUCCUGUUUGUCUCGUUCGUUUUUUUUUGUCUUAUUUUUAUCAUUUUUGUUUCACUUCAUUGUUUAUUGUCUCCUUUUUGUCCUUUUGCGUCUUUUUUUGUCUUGCUUGUGUCGUUUGUCCAAUUUUUUUCCAUUUUGUGUCUUGUUUUUCUACUACUUUAUCUUGUGUUUGUUGUUUUUUUUUGUGGUUUUGAUCCUCCAGUAAAUCCUCUAUGGUUCAGUUCCAGGUGACUAAAUGUUGUGUUCCUUUGUCGACAUUCUGUGAUCUGGAAGUUGUAAUGUGGAAAUGAUAAACUGAGGAUGAAUGUUGAUGAAACUGAAUUAAUUUUUCUUCAUAAACUUCAGGUUGUUGAUGAUGUUUAGUAAAAAGGUAAUUCCUUAAAUGUGAACAUUUUGCACUAAAACAAAGGAACCAUUAGGAGUUGUGGUUAUUUACAGGUUAUUGUGCUGUGGUUUUACUGGUUUCCAUGCAGAUCAGACUGGACUGAAUGUGGAACUAAAAUGAGUUUAAUGUUCUGGAUGUCUCACUGCAUCACAGCUGUUGUCCUGUGGAGUUCUGGUGUCACUCUGCAGAGCUCCAGUUCACUGAUCACACCUGAGAGAGUUUGAUCCUAAUCAGUGAAAACAUGUUGAUCGGGUGACAGCGUUCUUCUUUCAGUGUUGGAACAACAACUGCAGUAGCAACGUGACUCUGAUCAGUCUGAGCUAGCAGCUGUUAGCGCCACUGAAUCCACUGUGGAUCAAAACACAGGAGUUCUGCUUUGUGUUGGGCUGAGCUGGUUUUGGUCCUGUUGUCUCCUGGUGCCGUUGUGUUGUUUUGUAUGUUCAGUAAAGCAGCUGUGUGUCAUACAUGAUGUUGUGUUGACAUCAUAUAAUGUGGUAUUUUCCUCAUCAGGACAUAUUGGGCUGUUUUCUCUUCAUCGUUCUUCUGUUCAGCUGUUGUUUUUGUUCCAGCAGGAUCCAGGUUUUCUCCAAAGAUCUUCCAUCAGCCAACCAGGUCGUCUGUCUCUGUGUGAAUAUUGAUUCAGAUCCAUGUGACAGAUUAUUGAUCCACUCUCUGAUUCAGCUGUAGAGUUUUAGGCUUUCCUGCAUCUUCUGUCAGUUUAUCUUCACUUUGUGUUGGUCAGCAGAGGACCUGUGUUUCUGUUAUCUCCAGUGAUCAGUGUCCUGCAGCAGAAAUCUCCAGAGACAUUUAGUCUCCAGCAGCAGCUGUGUUCAUCUCUAUGAAUGUUCCUGGAUGGAGCUCUGAGGAUUGUGGUUGGAGAUACAGGGAGUCCAAGUGAUGGACGCUGAGCAGGAUGGGUAGAAACACCUCAAACAGUCCUUUAUGGGAUUUUGGAGGAUUUGAAAGAAGAACACUUUAAAAAAUUCAAGUGGUUGUUGUGUGGUAAAUUCCUAAAAGACUUUGAGCCAAUCCCAAAGCGUCGACUGGAGAAAGCAGACAGGACAGAAACAGUGGAUCAGAUGUUUCAGAGCUACUGCAUCUACACCAUUAAAGUCCCAGAAAUGAUCUGGUGGACAACAUCCCAAAAAGCAUCAAAGAACCUCAAGAUGAGGUUUUCCUUCUGCUGGCUUCACUCAGAAGAUCCUCACAGUGAAGACGAGACACCUGCGAUGAAGACAGACAUCACAGUAUCAGCAUCAACAGCAGAGAAAACAGUCCCUGACACCUGAGCUCAGCAGAGUUGGAGGAGGAGGAUUGUCCAGCAGAUGGUCUGAAGCAGAACCAAGAGCUGGACACAAAAACACACAAGGAGCAGUCCCAAGGUUUAAAACCACCGGAUGGAUUUACAUCAAUUAUCCUCACUGUAGGUUCAUUUAUCCUCACUGUAGAUUAAUUUUAACUCACUGUAGGCUCAUUUUAACUCACUGUAAGUUCAUUUUAACUCACUGUAGAUUCAUUUUAGCUCACUGUAGGUUCAUUUAUCCUCACUGUAGCUUCAUUUUAACUCACUGUAGGCUCAUUUUAACUCACUGUAAGUUCAUUUUAACUCACUGUAGCUUCAUUUUAACUCACUGUAGGUUCAAUUAUCAUCACUGUAGGUUCAUUUUAACUGACUGUAGGUUCAUUUUAACUCACUGUAGGUUCAUUUAUCCUCACUGUAACUUCAUUUUAACUCACUGUAGGUUCAUUUUAACUCACUGUAGUUUCAUUUUGACUCGCUGUAGAUUCAUUUGAACUUACUGUAGAUUCAUUUUAACUCACUGUAGGUUCAUUUAUCCUCACCUUAGGUUCAUUUUACCUCACUGUAGAUUCAUGUUAACUCACUGUAGGUUCAUAUUAACUUACUGUAGGAUCAUUUAUCCUCACUGUAGGUUCAUUUUAACUCACUGUAGCUUCAUUUUAACUCACUGUAGCUUCAUUUUAACUUACUGUAGCUUCAUUUUAACUCACUGUGGAUCAUUCCAACCUACUAUGGCUCUUCUAUAUGUCAUCUCCAGUUGUAGAACAAUAACAACGGUCUGGUUCCUCGAGGUUCUUUGGUUUCAGUCGCCUCAGUAGAUGUUUGCUGAUAACCGGAGACUGUCCAUGUUUACCCCCAAACAUUCCCAUGAUGCAUCAGGAGGGGAACCUCGGCAUGUUUCCGCUGCCGUCGGCACUUUGAGCCUGCUGCAGGUCCAAUCACAACCGCACAAUCCACCACAAUCUGAGUGAAUGAAGGUGACGGCAGCAGCACUGGGACCUGAUUCGCCAGUUUGCUCAUUUUCAGCUUCCUUUUGUGGACUAGAACCCACAGAAUCCAGAACCUGAUCAAAGCCUCUGUCUCUGUAGGACCUGAUCAUCUUCACCAUGAACCUGGAUGGAGACGGAGGUCGAUCAGAGAGAGACGCCAAGGGGGAGCCAGUGUGUCUCUCUACCGGCACCACCAGAAGCUUCUUCCAUCGGGCUCCGUGCAGUCGGCCUGCCAGUCCCCACUUGGCCCCUGCCAGGACCUCCAGCUCCCCCAGAACCAUCUUCCCCUCUCAGCAGGACCCCCCAUUCAGAUCCCCCCGCAGGCCACAGCCUGUACUCUCCCCCUCCGCCUCCAGCUCCUCCCCUCCCUCCCCAGGAGGAGGUGAGUGUUUUCCACCUGGAGACGUACCUGAAGGAGCCGAGGCGUCUGGAGACCAGGAGGCUUCGCUCCUUCUCCUCCCCCCCAGACACCUCCUCCUCUUCCUCCUUCACCUCCUCCUGCUGCCAGACGCCUCCUCUGGCCCCGCCCCUUCUGGCAUCUUCUCCUAUCAGGAGGCUGGUGGAGGUUGCAGACGGAAUGUCGGAGCAGCCGGACCCCGAAGAUCCAGGUAGGAUGGAUGAUCACCUGCUGAUCAGAGUGGUGGGGCUGAGGUUAUCCGCAGGUGUAUCCUCAGGGUCGCAGGAGUCGGAGAGGGACAUCUACAUGCGCUUCAUGAAGUGUCACAAGUGUUAUGACAUCAUCCCCACCAGCUCCAAACUGGUGGUGUUCGACACCACGCUGCAGGUGAAGAAGGCGUUCUUCGCUCUGGUGGCCAAUGGCGUGCGAGCAGCUCCUCUGUGGGAGAGCAAGAAGCAGAGCUUUGUGGGAAUGUUGACAAUCACAGACUUCAUCAACAUCCUGACCAGAUACUACAAAUCGCCCAUGGUGCAGAUCUAUGAGCUGGAGGAGCAUAAGAUCGAGACGUGGAGAGAGCUGUACCUGCAGGAGACCUUUAAACCCCUGGUCCACAUCUCACCUGACGCCAGUAUUUUCGACGCCGUGUACUCGCUGAUAAAGAAUAAGAUCCAUCGUCUGCCGGUCAUCGACCCGGUCAGCGGGAACGCCCUCUACAUCCUGACGCACAAGAGGAUCCUCAAGUUCCUGCAGCUCUUCGUGUGUGAGAUGCCCAUGCCGGCCUUCAUGAAGCAGACUCUGGAGGAGCUCGGGGUCGGGACGUACAACAACAUCGCCUACAUCCACCCAGACACACCUCUGAUCACGGCACUCUCCGUCUUCACGCACCGCCGGGUGUCUGCGCUGCCUGUAGUGGAUCACCACGGUAAGGUGGUGGAUAUCUACUCCAAGUUCGACGUCAUUAACCUGGCGGCUGAGAAGACCUACAACAACCUGGAUGUGACGGUGACGCAGGCCCUCCGCCACAGGUCGCAGUACUUUGAAGGAGUCAUGAAGUGCAACAGACUGGAGACGCUGGAGACCAUCGUGGACCGCAUCGUAAAGGCCGAGGUUCACAGGCUGGUCGUCGUUGAUGAAGAGUCUCGUAUCAUCGGAAUCGUCUCUCUUUCAGACAUCCUUCAGGCCCUGGUCCUCACUCCUGCUGGUCUGACCAGGAAGGAGUCUCUUCCUUCACAACCAACAGCUUUGGACUCAACAGAUCCUGAGACAGUGUAUCAUACUGGACUGGACCAGGACCAGGACCAGGGACUAGACCAGGACCAGGGACUGGACCAGGAGACAGAUAGAGACACAGAAACAGAAGCUGCAGAGACCUGCCAGCAGGGUGAGACAGUAGAGAGGGAGAUAGCAGAGGGGGAGACAGCAGAGGGGGAGACAGUAGAGGGUGAGACAGCAGAGGGUGAGACAGCAGAGGGUGAGACAGAAGGGGAGACAGCAAAGGGUGAGACAGUAGAGGGGGAGACAGCAGAGGGGGAGACAGUAGAGGGAGAGACAGUAGAGGGUGAGACAGCAGAGCGGGAGACAGUAGAGGGGGAGACAGCAGAGGGGGAGACAGUAGAGAGAGAAACAGUAGAGGGUAAGACAGUAGAGGGUGACACAGUAGAGGGCGAGACAGUAGAGGGGGGGACAGCAGAGGGGGAGACAGUAGAGGGUGAGACAGUAGAGGGUGAGACAGUAGAGGAUGAGACAGCAGAGGGGGGGACAGCAGAGAGAGAAACAGUAGAGGGUAAGACAGUAGAGGGUGACACAGUAGAGAGCGAGACAGUAGAGGGGGGGACAGCAGAGGGGGAGACAGUAGAGGGUGAGACAGAGCAGGAGGCUGAGGGGGAGGAGGGGGAGGCAGCGUGACAUCAUGCGUCUCUCUGGACUCGACCACCACAGAAGAAGGGAGAGGAUGGUUUUUAUUGGCCGUCAGCUGGACGGGCCUCGAUUGAACAGCUGUUCUGUGGGCGGAGCCGGUGGGUGACUGAUAUGUGCUGGAACCAAUCAGAGACCUCUGAGGAGGAGCGAGGAUGAGGUCAGAGGUUUGGUUCUGGAGGUUUCAUGGAUCAAUCUGAUCUGGUUCGUGGAGAUUCAUAGUUUAGAAAACAAGGAAUGAACAUCUGAAUGUCAGACAACUCUCCGCAGUAAUCAGAUUACUUCUGUCUCUGGUAUCGGAUUACUAACUACAGGUUAAAUUCAGGCUCCACAGCAGGAACUCAGUGGAACUAAAGUGAGGUUCUUUGGUUCCUCCUUCAGUCCUCCUCAGCAUGGAGGAAACCAGAGUCCACUCAUUUCUUCUCUGUGUUCUUCAGCGGCUCUUUGCUGGAGGGGUUCUGUUGCUCUACAUUUCUCUGGAGAACACCUCAAAGGUUCUGCUGGCUUCAGGACUCACACUGUCCAGGUCCUGGUUCCACUUGGUUCUAGUGGAGAAGCUCUGAUGUGAUGUUGUUCUCUGGAUGUUCUCCUGCUGGAACGUUCCUCUUCUUCAUCUGGUCAGCCAGGAUUCUGGUUCCUCCUCAGACCUUCAUGCUGCUUCUAGAAAUGUCUUCAACACCUUCUGACCUCAUGCAGCCCCAGAUCAUCACACUCCCACCUCCGUGCUUCACUGUCAGGACUCUGCAUCCACUGUGGUAGUCCUGGUCAGGUUCUCACCAAACAUCUGGACUCCAUCUGAGCCCAACUCAUUGAUCUUCAUCUGACCAAAGAAUGUUCUCCAGCAUCCAUCAGGCUUCUUCUCAUGUUCUUCAGCAAACUUUCAUCUGGAAGUUUAGUUCUGAGCAGCAACCAGGUUUAGUUCUGGUCCUCCGUCCAUAGAGGUUGAUGUUCUGAAGGUUCCUCACACUGUCUGAGCUUCACACUAACUCUGGUUUCCAUGAAGAACCCCUGAGCCAAGUCUGAAGCAGCUGCCAUCUGUUUUUACAGCUGGAUGGAGGAAGUAGUUCACCGUCUGUGGAGUCAUUUUAGGAGCUCUGAUUAGUGGAACUAUGACUCCUUCUAGACCUCCUGAUUAGUGGAACUAUGACUCCUUCUAGACCUCCUGAUUAGUGCUACUAUGACUCCUUCUAGACCUCCUGAUUAGUGGAACUAUGACUCCUAGACCUCCUGAUUAGUGGAACUAUGACUCCUUCUAGACCAGGGGUCCCCAAACUUUUUCCUGUGAGGGCCACAUAACUUUUCCCUUCUCUGAUGGGGGGCUGGGGUCAGUUUGUAACAGAAAAAGUGCCACGAUCACAGGGGUGCCUAAACGUAAACAUUUAUUGUUUUCCAGAAAGCCACACAUAACCAAAUAUUAAUAACCCUUUCUGGGAUCUUUACAGAAAAAAAGUCAGGAAAUAAAUAAUAACACUAUUAAUGAAAUACAUAACGCUAUUUAUGAAAUAAAUAAUAACCAAAUAACCCUCUCUGGGAUCUUCACAGAAAAAAGUCAGGAAAUAAAUAACACUAUUUCUGAAAUAAAAUUACACUAUUUAGGAAAUCAAUAAAAAUCAAAUAACUCUCUCUGGGUUCUUCACAGAAAAAGAAGUCAGGAAAUAAAUAACACUAUUUGUGAAAUAAGUAAUAACCAAAUAAUCCUCUCUGGGUUCUUCACAGAAAAAAAUAAAGUCAGGAAAUAUAUAAUAACACUAUUUAUGAAAUAAAUAAUAACCAAAUAACCCUCUCUGGGUUCUUCACAGAAAAAAAGUCCAUGGAACAUUAACUUUCUGUUGUGCCGAGCACAAUCUUAACAGGUAAAAGUUCAGCUUAGUUGUCAGAGCAGAAUCUCUUACUUAAAUGACUCAUAUGAAAAGUCUCCACGAAUAAAAAUGAGCAGCUGCGCUGUGUCCUGCACGUCCGUGCUCUCAUCCAGUGCUAAUGAAAAAAAGUCAAAUUCUUUCGUCUUCUGCUGCAGCUGGGCAAAUACAUUACCCCCGAUUUCUUCAGUGCGUCUGGUGAUUGUACUCGCCGACAGAGUCACGGCAUUAAAGACAUCUUUCUUCUCGGGACACACCUCGUCCACGACAGCAUUCAAACAUUUCUUGACAAAUUGUCCAUCAGUGAAAGGUUUACCGCUGCUUGCUAUCAGUUGAACAACCUGAAAGCUGGCCCGAACGGAUGACUGGUUCAGCUGAGCUUGGCGUACAAAUGUAUUCUGCUGAGCUAACAGUCCACUUUUUAGCUUUGAGUUUGUCUGCUCGCAUUUGGCCUUGCAAGCGAUCAUACUUGUCUUUGUGACGGGAUUCAUAGUGUCGGCGCAGAUUGUAUUCUUUGAAUACCGCCACCGCCUCUUGACAGAUGAGACAAACAGCCUUUUCUUUGCAUUGAACAAAAAAAUAAUCAUUUGUCCACUGCAGGUUAAAUACCCUGCAUUCUGAAUCAGUUUUUCUCUUACCUAACCUUUUCGCCAUUAUUCCGUUUUAUUUGACAGGGGCGAGUCUAGACUGCAGAAGGGUGGACUAGAAUGUCACGUUCUAUGUGUGUAUUUGUCUCGAUCGCGUGGCCAGACUGAAAAAAAAUCAUAAUGCGUCUCUGAUAUUGUUCAAGGGGCCGGACCAAAUGUGGAGGCGGGCCAUAUCCAGCCCGCGGGCCGUAGUUUGGGGACCACUGUUCUAGACCUCCUGAUUAGUGGUACUAUGACUCCUAGACCUCCUGAUUAGUGGAACUAUGACUCCUUCUAGACCUCCUGAUUAGUGGUACAAUGACUCCUAGACCUCCUGAUUAGUGGAACUAUGACUCCUUCUAGACCUCCUGAUUAGUGGUACUAUGACUCCUUCUAGACCUCCUGAUUAGUGGUACUAUGACUCCUUCUAGAUCUCCUGAUUAGUGGUACUAUGACUCCUUCUAGACCUCCUGAUUAGUGGAACUACGACUCCUUCUAGACAUCCUGAUUAGUGGAACUAUGACUCCUUCUAGACCUCCUGAUUAGUGGUACUAUGACUCCUUCUGGACCUCCUGAUUAGUGGUACUAUGACUCCUUCUAGACCUCCUGAUUAGUGGUACUAAGACUCCUUUUAGACCUCCUGAUUAGUGGUACUAUGACUCCUAGACCUCCUGAUUAGUGGAACUAUGACUCCUUCUAGACCUCCUGAUUAGUGGAACUAUGACUCCUAGACCUCCUGAUUAGUGGUACUAUGACUCCUUCUGGACCUCCUGAUUAGUGGUACUAUGACUCCUUCUAGACCUCCUGAUUAGUGGUACUAUGACUCCUUUUAGACCUCCUGAUUAGUGGUACUAUGAUUCCUUUUAGACCUCCUGAUUAGUGGUACUAUGAGUUUGUGUUUUCAGAACAGAGGUGUUAAACUAGAAGUAAUCUGAUUACUCUGAGGUGACUGUCAUUUCCUUUAUAAACCAUCCGUCUCUUCAGUCAGGCAGCUGGUUUUUAUAUUUUCUGCUUGUACUGGUGUCCAACCCAUCCUGCAGCUUCUAUUUAUUUGUCCUGUGAUUCAGUAAGACCAGUCUGAAUUAAAGAACAGGAAUAUUAAAUGAACGUGGAUCCAUGAAGCCCAACCAGAAAUUGCCGAAACCUGCAGCAGAACCAACAGAACCUCUAAAUGACCCACAUUCCCCCAGCGGGCCCCUCUGUGAUGUCAUCACACGGGGACCGUUGUAGUUCCUCGUCCAGUCUCUGAUUGGUUGAGGGAGUUUUAAACGGACGAAUCGCUCUAGUAAUAGUUCCUGUUCCAGAUAUGGGAUGUUUAUCUGAGGGGACGUGUCCUCGCUCUGUGUGCAGAUUGUACCUGUAUCGUUUUCCUGACAGAAACACUUUAAACUUUGGUUGUUCUUUAGGUGUGAAACUCUAAAAAUGUUUGUACAAAGAUGGAUUCUACUGUUAAAUGAACGUAUUUAUAAAUUGGAGACGAUUCACUGCUCACUUUGGACCAAUCACAUUUGAAACACAUUUAAUAAUAAGUCUGACUUUAUAUUCUAUAUUAAUAUAUACGCAUCAGUGUUUUGUCCAGCGUGCCCAUGGGGACUCUGGGAAAUGUAGUGCUUUAAGCUAGCAGGUAGCAGCAGGAGCGUUUCCAAGGAGACACAUCUGAGACAUCUCUUGAAAUGAUCAAUAAAACAUCCUGAUGAUUCGUC
Messenger RNA from Amphiprion ocellaris (clown anemonefish), 10980 nucleotides. RefSeq names its product 5'-AMP-activated protein kinase subunit gamma-1-like. The transcript has 19 exons. NCBI's taxonomy places the organism in Eukaryota, Metazoa, Chordata, Actinopteri, Pomacentridae. The record is from RefSeq and is a predicted model, not a curated record. Bases 4612 to 6786 code for a protein of 724 amino acids.